AUGUCUGAAAACCUUGACAAGUCCAAUAUAAAUGAAGCAGGAAAAUCAAAGUCAAGUGAUUCUGAGCAAGGCCUUGAAGAUGCUGUGGAAGGUUCUGAUGAAGCUUUACAGAAAACAGUAAAGUCGGGCUCUCCAAGCACCCAAAGAGUGCAAAGACCUCACUCUAGUCCUCCUCGAUUCGUGACAGCAGAAGAACUUCUAGAGACAGCGAAAGGAGUCACUAACAUGGCCCUAGCCCAUGAGAUUGUUAUAAAUGGAGAUUUUCAGAUUAAACCAGUUGAAUUACCAGAAGACAGCUUGGAGAAGAGAGUAAAGGAUAUUGUCCAUAAAGCUUUUUGGGAUUGCUUGAGUGUCCAGCUAAGUGAAGUCCCCCCGACGUAUGACCGGGCCAUCAAGCUUGUUGGUGAGAUCAAAGAGACCCUCCUGUCUUUCUUGCUGCCUGGUCACACUAGACUGAGAAACCAGAUAACAGAAGUCUUGGAUCUGGAUCUGAUAAAGCAAGAGGCAGAGAAUGGGGCCCUGGACAUUUCUAAGCUGGCAGAAUUCAUUAUUGGCAUGAUGGGGACGCUGUGUGCACCUGUGCGCGAUGAGGAGGUGAAGAGACUGAAGGACGUUAAGGAAAUAGUGCCCCUUUUCAGGGCAAUUUUUUCAGUGUUGGACCUAAUGAAAGUGGACAUGGCGAACUUUGCUGUCAGUAGCAUUAGGCCACAUCUCAUGCAGCAAUCAGUUGAAUAUGAAAGGAAGCAGUUUCGGGAGUUCUUGGAGAAGCAGCCAAAUUCCCUGGACUUUGUCACCCAGUGGCUGCAAGAAGCCACAGAUGACCUUAUGAAUCAGAAGUAUAAAAAUGCCCUGCCGGCUGCGGGAGGGGCCGCUGGCUCUGGGGACGGCCCCCGGCUAGAUCCCAUGGCUGUCCAGAAUUACGCGUACCUGAAGCUUCUGAAGUGGGACCACCUCCACCGACCUUUCCCUGAAACAGUUUUGAUGGACCAUUCUCGCUUCCAAGAGUUCCAGCUCCAGCUGGAGCAGCUGACCGUCCUGGGGGCCGUGUUGCUGAUCACGUUCAGCAUGGCAGCCCCAGGGAUCGCCAGCCGGGCUGACUUCGCCGAGAAACUCAAGAUGAUUGUGAAGAUUCUGCUCACAGACAUGCAUCUGCCCUCCUUCCACCUGGAGGACGCCCUGACUGCCGUCGGGGAGAAGGUCUGCCUGGAGGUGAGCAGCUGCCUUUCCCUGUGUGGCCUCAGCCCCCUCACCACGGACAAGGAGGCCGUGCUCAAGGGUCAGAUCCAGGCCGUGGCCAGUCCCGACAACCCCAUCCGCAGGAUCGUGGAUUCCCGAAUCCUGACCUUCUUAGACACCUACCUUGCCUCAAGUCAUCAGAAGCCAUCGCCCAUAGCCCCUGGGGGAUUGGGUCCGAUUCAAAAAGAGCUAGAGGCAGUUGCCGUUAAGUUCGUGCGCCUGGUCAACUAUAACAAGAUGGUGUUCAGUCCCUACUACGACGCAAUCCUCAGUAAGAUCCUCGCCAGAUCCUAA
This is a messenger RNA of Rangifer tarandus platyrhynchus (Svalbard reindeer), 1530 nucleotides long. NCBI's taxonomy places the organism in Eukaryota, Metazoa, Chordata, Mammalia, Artiodactyla, Cervidae. The record is from the annotation of a GenBank genome assembly.